This is a messenger RNA of Cariama cristata (Red-legged seriema), 507 nucleotides long. Its product is annotated as proline-rich protein 9-like. NCBI's taxonomy places the organism in Eukaryota, Metazoa, Chordata, Aves, Cariamiformes, Cariamidae. The transcript has a single exon. Bases 1 to 507 code for a protein of 168 amino acids. The record is from RefSeq and is a predicted model, not a curated record.
AUGUCUUGCUACGAGCAGUGCAAACAGCCCUGCCUUCCCCCUCCCAUCUGUGUGCAGAAAUGCACCCAGUGUGUGGAGCCCUGCAAGACGGUGUGUGUGGAGCCCUGUGGCAACGUUUGCGUCAAGCCAUGCUCCGCGCCAUGCGUGGAGGUCUGCCCGACACCCUGCGCCACCCAAUGCACCACGUCCUGCAGCACCCAGUGCGUGGAGCCUUGUGCCACCCAAUGCACCACGUCCUGCAGCACCCAGUGCGUGGAACCCUGCAGCACCCAGUGCGUGGAGGUCUGCCCCCCUAAGUGCAUUGACGUCUGCAUAAAGCCAUGCGCCACGCAGUGCCCAACCCAAUGUACCACCCAGUGCGUGGAGCCCUGCGUCACCCAGUGCUGCACCAAGUGCGUGGAGCCCUGCCCAGCCCCAUGCGUGGACGUGUGUGCCACUAAGUGUGUCGAUUCGUGCGAGACGGUGUGCCUGGAGCCAUGCAGCACGGUCUGCUCUCGCCCGUGCUGA